Messenger RNA from Mesorhabditis spiculigera, 1206 nucleotides. NCBI's taxonomy places the organism in Eukaryota, Metazoa, Nematoda, Chromadorea, Rhabditida, Rhabditidae. The record is from the annotation of a GenBank genome assembly.
AUGACGCCGAGUGCUACAAGACAAUGCCUAACUGACCUCCUGAACGAGAGCGACCAUUUGGCAAAUUUGCAUGCGAUGGCGAGGGAUAGACUGUGUGAUGAGAUCGUAAAAACCCUGGCCCUAUUCCGCAAGGAAAACCAUCACCCAUCAGCCUUCAGGGCCCCGAAGGAAAUCAGGGAAAUCGAGGAUGCUUUUGAGAAGGCCCAAAGACAGUGGAAGAAGCUACACGAGAAAAAUGAGUCGGCCAAGAAGUCGUAUUAUAACGCUUGUCGAGCCGAACGCAGCGCAGCUGUCCUCCUCGCCAACGCGCAGCAAGAUACCUCCGUUUCCGUAGAUGGCACUCAGAAAAUUCGGGAUCGCUGUGACAAGGCCCACGAUGAGGUGCAAAGAACAAAACAAAACUAUGAGAAAUAUUUGGCCGAGAUUGAGACCUACAAGACGCCCUACAUGGAGAACAUGACGUUCGUCUUUGCCAAAUGCCAGCAAAUGGAGCUGAAACGGCUAAAGUUCUUCCAGGAGAUGAUCCAGGGAACGGAGCACGUCUUGUUGGACUUGAUUCGGAAUAACAAAUUCAACCAAUUACACGAUCAAAUCAACCUGCAUCUCCGGGCCACCGACGACGCCGUCCUGAAUCAAGAUCUGAAGACCUGGAGCCAGGUGUAUGGAGUGGACGCGCAAAUGCACUGGCCGGGCUUUGAGGAGUACCGUCCCGAAAUGCGCGAAAUCUCGGCCCGAAAGAGCUCGACAAAGGACAACUCUGGAGGCGUGGUGCUGACACGACAAAUUAUCAAGGAUGAAGACCCACUCCCGCAGCGUACAACGGUGGAAAAAUUCCGGCAAAUGGACAAGAUCGAAACCGGAAGUCACAGAAGCCUGCCGGGGAGCAGCCAGAAUAGUGAUAGUGGAAAACAAGGGAGCAGCAGCGACUCUGACACAAACACAUUCGACUCCCAGAAGAGCGGCCAGAAAAAUAGAAUUAAUAAGUCACAGACGCCCGACUCGGAGAAGUUCAGCGAGUUUGAUGAUUAUCAGAAGCAACUCGGCACGGUACUCUACGACUACUCGCCAAUCGAAAAUGACGAGAUUGGACUGAAAAAAAGGCGAAACCAUCGAAGUCCUCUCGGAGCCCGACUCACUUGGCUGGUGCACUGGCAGGAAAAACGGGCUUACCGGCCUGUUUCCGGCCAGUUACGUGCAAGUUUAACC